Parnassius apollo (apollo) is the source of this 1836-nucleotide messenger RNA. NCBI's taxonomy places the organism in Eukaryota, Metazoa, Arthropoda, Insecta, Lepidoptera, Papilionidae. The record is from the annotation of a GenBank genome assembly.
AUGUCUUAUCCUGUUGAUUCUAUAAAGCAGGGAGGGAAGUUUUAUUUAUGUUGGUUGGCAGAUACGUGGCCGCUACGAUUUGCAACUAUUACUCACAGGCAGUUGUACUCUCAGGAUAUUCGAAAAAUAUGUGAUGAUUUACUAGAAGUUACGACAAAUGAGUCCAGUCAUCCGGCAAAAAGAGUUUCUCUGCGUUUAAGUUCCCAGUUGCUUAGGGGCCUGGUGAGACUUUAUCAAAGACAAGUUACUGUUCUACUAGGGGAUCUCUGUAUGAUUAAUGCCACUGUUUUAGAAAACACAAAUAAAAAAUGGAUAUUACAUGACGCACCCAUAUAUACGGAGAAUGUCCAGCGUCCGAGACUUCAAAUAAUACUACAAGAAGAGCCAGAAAAUGUUGAAGACGAAGAAGAUGAAGAAGAUGAAGAAGACGAAGAAGACGUAGAAGAUGAAGAAGACGAAGAAAAUGUUGAAGAAUUAUUACAGAAUAGCAACAAUGUAGUGGCUAACAUUGAUGAAAUAACGCUUAAGGAACCGACAAUGCCUGAAGUUAUGUUACUAAAUGAUGAUUUCGGCGAGCUUCACAUCGAUCAACAGAUCGCUGAUCGUACGAUGGAGCUGAUGAUGCAAGGCGACGUAUCUGAGAUAGAUCAUAGCGUGAUCGACCUUCCCGCAGACUUCUCCGCCGAGAAGUCGGAAUACAAGUCGGAGCCAGCCACUCACGACGCGCAGAUGGAAACUACAUCGGUGCACGAUGUCGCCAUGUAUCGCAAGUCCGUUGGAACCGAGCUCGUUGCAGUUGGCGAUUUUGAAAAAGGCAUGCAAACUGUGGAACAGAAAGCCGUCAUUGUUCCGACUGAGGCUACCGUGGGAGAGCCGGCUGAAGGAUUUGUCUUGGAGGAGCUGGAAGAUGUGGAGCCGCAAGUGAAACGGCGACGUCAACAGAAGCUCAUCAUCGACAAGAAGACCGAGCUGAGCACAGAGUACAUGCGCGUCAGGAUUGACGAUAUAUCCGUCCAAUUACGAUGCCAAGAAGCAGUGACCGAACCGAGAACAAGACAGACACACACGCAAAGCCAACUAGAAACGAUAGGAGAGAAAGUACAACAGCUUCAUGCACCGUCUCAGGUUGAAGUGCACAUGCAGAUGCAAGAAGAUGUUACGAAUGAGCUUAAUGUGGAGCAAUUGGACUUGGAGCGGACAGAAUUACCAACGCGCGUUGUUGAGACUCUGUCACAGCAUGCCUCGAAACAGGCGGAUGAGUUUCAAGUUCCUGCAAAACGAUGUCGCACUAUGGGCUAUGUAUCGUAUAGACACAGCCGGGAGCUAGUCGUAGAGGAGGCCGUCUCUACUCACGAGGCUGAAAAAGAAAAUAUACCGCAGAAUAAACAGCUUCAAAGCACUGAACUUGAGAGGAGCGCUACGGCGAUGCUUCAGGAAGCAGGCUUAGCGGACAUGCAAACAUGCGAACCCAUCGAAGUGGAAACCCUCUCUGAAGCAUCUGGAACGCCCCUGGGCAGUCUGGACAGGACUAAAGUUUCACUUGGCGACUCUGAACACACUACUGAUUCCAAGAGAUUUAUACUUGACCAAUGGGGAACCGAGGGAACGAUGAGGAAAAUCUUACAAAAUAUAAAGGAGGGGACAAGACCGAUUACUAUCCAUAAGUUAAUAAUGAACGGGCCCACAACACCGGGAAAACAUAAUAUCAUAGCAGCGCGCUGUUUCUCUUCCGUGCUCAAAUUGAAGCAAUGUGGCUUCAUCCAAGUGCGUAAAGACCCACAAACUUUGGAAAUUACGGACAUAUUUUUGGGACGGCAAUUUGAUAAAGUAAUGUAA